AUGGCGAACAUCCUGGGCACGCCCGUCCUCCACAUCUAUCCAGGAAAAUGGGACCUUCCCUCCAUUGAUCCAGCUAGUCUUGCCUCAGUGCUUUAUCUCCAACUUGCCAUCCCACACCGCUUCUCAGUAAUCGAGUGUGCCAAUCCAGACGAGAGUCCCAGUGGACAGUUUCCCUACUUGACUCAUGGAAAUCACCUUGCCGCGCCUCUGUCCACCAUCAUAAAAUAUGUUUCGGGUCUGUCGCCGAACUCUCUACCUGUCCAGGAUGAGUCUGGCGCGGAACAGAUAUUCUCCACCAACCUCGAUGCGCUGCUCAGUCCUGUUGAACGUGCCCAGCGAACAGCUUGGUGUGCUCAUAUCCUGACUACACUCGGAGACCUUGUCGCUCAUAACUUCUACUCCGUCCCAACGAAUUACACCGGCGUGACCCACCCAGCCCUCAUCUCUUUCCUCUCGGUUCCACAGAGGUACUAUGUCCCACAUCGUAUGCGCGAGAUGCAUCAAAACCGGCUUGCUGCCAGCGGUCUGUGGGAUGUUGAUGCAGAAGAAGUAGAGGAUAAGGAGGCCGAAAAGAAGUUCGGUCAAAAGAAGGAGGAGAAGGCAGACCCAAAGAAAAUCUUCAAAGAGACAUUCCAGAGGGAGAGAGUGCUUGACCGAGCAAGGGACGCCUUCGACCUCUACUCACGUCUACUGGGCGAGAAUCGGUUCUUUUACUACGACCGUCCAACGUCUAUCGAUGUCUUCCUCGCCGCACACAUCCUUCUCAUGCUCAAACCACCCUUCCCAAACCCCUUCCUCGCCUCCCUACUAGAAUCUUCCUAUCCAACCCUCGUCUCGCAUGCUGACCGUGUCCUCCGCACGGCCUUCCCCACCCUGGCCAUCGCGCCGGCCCAAGAGACCUACAAAACCCAGCUGCACAUGCUCCCACCCGAAACCUACUCCAUACGUUCCCUACUCCCCUCCUUCACGUCCUGGUCGGCCAACCCUGCCGGUCUGUUCCAUAGACGGGGUGCUACAGAGGAGAAAAGCGAGGAGGAUAAGCGGUUUGAUAGAAUGAGGCGGUUGUGGAUCGGGAUGGCGGCGUUGGGGACUGUGGGGUUCUGGGUACUUUAUGGGCCGAGGUUUCGUCUUGUGGUCCCAGACGAGGAGGAUGAAGAAGGGUUCGUAGAGGAGUUCGAAGAGGGUGAAGAAGAGGAAGGUGACGGUGAGGGCGAUGAGUAGAAAGUGUAUUCUGCUAUAAUGGAUUUGGCUGCG
Stereum hirsutum FP-91666 SS1 is the source of this 1254-nucleotide messenger RNA. RefSeq lists its product as uncharacterized. Gene Ontology annotation, cellular component: SAM complex. Bases 1 to 1221 code for a protein of 406 amino acids. Gene Ontology annotation, biological process: mitochondrion organization. Lineage: Eukaryota; Fungi; Basidiomycota; Agaricomycetes; Russulales; Stereaceae. The record is from RefSeq and is a predicted model, not a curated record. The transcript is spliced from 5 exons.